Molecule: messenger RNA, 240 nt
Organism: Chrysochloris asiatica (Cape golden mole)
Lineage: Eukaryota; Metazoa; Chordata; Mammalia; Afrosoricida; Chrysochloridae
Exons: 2
Coding region: 1-240 (79 amino acids)
Biological process (GO): respiratory chain complex IV assembly
Cellular component (GO): respiratory chain complex IV; mitochondrion
Source: RefSeq, a predicted model, not a curated record
AUGGCAGCCCCGUCUAUGAAAGAAAGGAAGGUUUGCUGGGGAGCCCGCGAUGAAUACUGGAAGUGUUUAGAUGAGCACACAGAUGAUGCUUCUCAAUGUAAGAAGUUCCGAAGCUCUUUUGAAUCAAGUUGUCCCCAGCAGUGGAUAAAAUAUUUCGAUAAAAGAAGAGACUACUUAAAAUUCAAAGAAAAAUUUGAAGCCGGACAGUUUCAACCCACAAAAACAAGCGCAAAUUCCUAA